GCAGCGGGACUCCGCUCCCGCACCCUCCAGGCCGGCAGGCCGCCUGCCUCGCGGCGGGUCCGGCUGCCGCCGCGGGGCGGGGCGCGAAGAUGGCGGACGCGGGCGCGGGCAGAGACAAGUGCGGGGAGCCGCGGCUCGUGUCACUGCCCCUGUCCCGCAUCCGGGUCAUCAUGAAGAGCUCCCCCGAGGUGUCCAGCAUCAACCAGGAAGCGCUGGUGCUCACGGCCAAGGCCACGGAACUCUUUGUUCAAUAUCUAGCCACCUAUUCCUACAGACAUGGCAGUGGAAAAGAAAGGAAAGCACUCACUUACAGUGAUUUAUCAAAUACUGCAGAGGAAUCGGAAACUUUUCAGUUUCUUGCAGAUAUAUUACCAAAGAAGAUUUUAGCUAGUAAAUACCUGAAAAUGCUUAAAGAGAAGAGGGACGAGGAGGAGAAUGACAGCGAUGAUGGGAGUGCUGGGGAUGAAGCAGAAUCGUAGACCAAAGAGGAAGUGCCUUAGAAAUCAGCCUGCUGAGGACCCUCCUGGAUUAGCAGCAUUGCUUGGAAGUAAGCACAACACUGUGUGACUUCAGACUCCUCGCUUUUCAGAGACUUCAAGUGCAUUGGAUUCCUUCCUGGCUAAGAUAGAGCACCUGAUGUGCCCACACCAUAAAUGGCCAGAAGGAAAGUGACCCAGACAGCAGCCUCUCUCUGAGGGGCCCACGUUGCAGUUUGAGGGGGACACAGGGGCACCAAGAGAGCUGCCUGUACACUCAGGCCCUGACUGUUGAUCUGCAGCUGUAAGCUGUAGAGACAGACAAUUUUGCUUCACUUUUUAACUUACAGAUAGAUAUUGAAGAGCUUCUAAAGACCAGUUGUGUAAAUUCAUAGAUGUAUAUUUGGAAAUUA
Messenger RNA from Callorhinus ursinus (northern fur seal), 889 nucleotides. RefSeq names its product chromatin accessibility complex subunit 1 (gene CHRAC1). Gene Ontology annotation, cellular component: nucleus; CHRAC. Lineage: Eukaryota; Metazoa; Chordata; Mammalia; Carnivora; Otariidae. Gene Ontology annotation, biological process: chromatin remodeling; DNA-templated DNA replication. Gene Ontology annotation, molecular function: protein heterodimerization activity. The record is from RefSeq and is a predicted model, not a curated record.